Esox lucius (northern pike) is the source of this 2411-nucleotide messenger RNA. RefSeq names its product recombination signal binding protein for immunoglobulin kappa J region-like (gene rbpjl). Bases 1 to 1989 code for a protein of 662 amino acids. NCBI's taxonomy places the organism in Eukaryota, Metazoa, Chordata, Actinopteri, Esociformes, Esocidae. Gene Ontology annotation, cellular component: nucleus. The transcript has 14 exons. Gene Ontology annotation, biological process: regulation of transcription by RNA polymerase II. The record is from RefSeq and is a predicted model, not a curated record. Gene Ontology annotation, molecular function: DNA-binding transcription activator activity, RNA polymerase II-specific; RNA polymerase II cis-regulatory region sequence-specific DNA binding.
AUGCAGAGCAUCAGAGAUGCAGAAACCGAGGAACAGAGGAGACAAGGAGGCAGAAUGGCAGGAGGCAGGCCCAGCGACCAGAGGAUGGCAGGAGGCAGGCCCAGCAAUCAGCCCAGAAGAGCCCCCAUACGAUUUUUUAGGACUAUGGGGACCCUCGGUAGGGUGGGAGGUAGAGCCCCUGCUGCCAUACUCAUGGGGGCUCAGGAGAGCCCCUGCCGCCUCACUCGUGGGGUUCUUGAGAAAGCCCCUGCAGCCUUGGGAGGGUGGAACGAUGGGCUACUGCCGCCUCCGGAGUGGCAGUCUGACGAGGCCCUGGCUUUCCCACCUCCUCCUUCUGCUCCGGUGCCCCCUCCUGCUUCAGGGGUGGAGCCUCCCUCUGCUCCAGCGCCCCUUCCUACUUCAGGGGCGGAUCCUCGCAUAGCUCCGGUGCCCCUGCCUCAUUGGCACUCAUCACAGCAGAUAAGGGAUUCCUUGGAUGCGCCUCACCUCAAUCCUCCCGGGGAUCCCCUCACGCACCUGGGAACGCUGCUAUGGACGGAACCUCGGCCGUCGGAAUGGAACAGCAGACCAGAUCAAUGUUUCUCUCCUCUGCCAAAAGUGACCAGGGAAUCAGUGAGACAGUAUCUCCAGUAUCGCUCUGAUCAGUCGGUGCGGAUAAUUCAUGCAAAGGUUGCACAGAAAUCAUAUGGCAAUGAGAAACGGUUUUUCUGCCCACCUCCUUGUGUUUACAUCAGUGGCUCAGGAUGGAAACUGAAAGAAGACCUUUUGAAUGUUGCUGGUGCAGUGGACUCCUGCUACAGACUCUGUGGUUAUAUGAGCCUGGACAGCUCCUCUGUUGCCCAGGCAGACAGCUUCAAACUUACCUUUGAGGACCAACCUGAUGCCAAGAUGUUUGCUUGUGCCAAGUCCCUGUACAUCUCCGACACAGAUAAAAGAAAGCACUUUCGCUUGGUCCUCAAGCUCCUCCUCAGCAGUGGGCAGGAAAUUGGCUCCUUCCAAAGCAAGUUGAUUAAAGUGAUCUCCAAGCCGUCCCAGAAGAGGCAGUCAAUGAAGAAUGCUGACUUGUGUAUUUAUGCAGGGUCAAGGGUGGCCCUAUUCAACCGAUUGCGGUCCCAAACCGUCAGCACACGUUACCUGGCUGUAGAACAAGGGGCAUUUGUUGCCAGUGCCAGACAGUGGACAGCAUUUAUGGUCACUCUAGUGGAGGACGAGCAUGCUGACCAAGGGGAGUUCCCGGUCUGUGAGGGCUUCAUCUGUUACGGCUGUGUGAUUCAGCUGGUCUGCACCGACUCUGGAGUGGCCCUGCCCCCCAUGGUGAUCCGCAAGGUGAACAAUCAGCACGCUAUCCUGGAUGUGGACGAGCCUGUCUCCCAGCUCCACAAGUGUGCCUUUCAGUUCAAGGACAACAGCCAGAUGUACCUCUGUCUGUCUAAUGAGAGAAUCAUACAAUUUCAGGCCUCCUCCUGUCAGAGGGAACAGAGCAGAGAGAUGCUGAACGAUGGCUCCUGUUGGACCAUAAUUGGUACAGAGGCAGUGGAGUACACAUUCUGUGGGGGUUUGGCCUGUGUUCAGGGCUCUGUCAGCCCAAUUCCUGUCAUCACUGGACUGGAGGUGAAUGGUGGAGGACAUGUAGCAACGCUAGAAGUUCAUGGAGAAAACUUUGGCCCCAAUCUGAAAGUUUGGUUUGGAAAUGUGGAGGCGGAAACCAUGUUAAGGUCUCCAAAAUCCAUGUUGUGUGUAGUCCCCGAUGUGUCUGUCUUCAGUGGGGAGUGGAGGUGGCUACAGCAUCCCAUCACUGUCCCUUUGUCCCUCAUCCGCCUGGAUGGUCUGAUCUACAGGAGCACCUAUAGCUUCACCUACACACCCGAACACAACAAUCCACCACAGGCCAGGGGGGCACUACGCAAUGCCCCUGACUCUGACACCCUUAUAGACUCAAUCCAUCAAGAGUUCACUCGCGCCAACUUCCACUUGUUCAUGCAGAGCUAGUAAGAGGCUAAUGUGAAUAAGUGUGUAGGGAGCUAGGGUGCAUUCAGGUACACACCACCAGUUAAUUAAUUUGUUAAUCCAUUAGGACUGUACAAGGGCAGCCUUCCAGAGAUAGUUGCCGAUUCCAAAUGUAGCCCUGAUACUAAUAUUUAAAUGGGCCAUAUGUACGAUUUUUACUACACUUCUAGCAUAAAUACAAAGCAAAAACGAUCUGUAGACUGCAGUUAGUGUUUCAAAUAAUAUUUUUCUACAAUAUUGUUCAGAGUGACUGAGAUAACGCCAAUUUAAAUGUUCACAACUAGACAGAUACAUCUCAGAAAUGGACCAAAACAACUGUCUGAAUAAUGCUUCAACAUGAAAAAGUAAGUGGAAAUGACAUUUAACUUGCUCUAAUUGAGGAUCCAAACUCAACACUGCAAAUU